Messenger RNA from Capsella rubella, 1248 nucleotides. RefSeq names its product protein PELPK1. Bases 79 to 951 code for a protein of 290 amino acids. NCBI's taxonomy places the organism in Eukaryota, Viridiplantae, Streptophyta, Magnoliopsida, Brassicales, Brassicaceae. The transcript has a single exon. The record is from RefSeq and is a predicted model, not a curated record.
CAACAAACACUAGAAAAGCUAAAGAAGCAACACAAGAAGAAAAAAAGAAGGGCAAGAGUUCUCAAAGCAAACGCAUACAUGGCAGUUAUGAAGCAGAGUCUCUCUACUGCUCUUCUCUCAUCACCAUUGUUGAUCGUAUGUCUUAUUGCAUUGCUCGCUGACCCGGUUUCAGUCGGAGCUCGAAGGUUAUUGGAGGAUCCUAAACUGGAGACACCAAAAUUGCCUGAGCUACCCAAAUUUGAAGUUCCCAAGUUUCCUGAGCUACCUAAACCAGAGAUGCCUAAGUUACCAGAAUUUCCAAAGCCUGAGCGACCAAAGAUUCCGGAGAUUCCAAAGCCUGAGUUGCCCAAGUUUCCAGAGAUUCCAAAGCAUGAACUGCCCAAGUUUCCAGAGAUUCAUAUACCAGAGUUACCAAAGUUUCCAGAGACUUCUAAGCCUGAAGUGCCUAAGUUGAUGGAGACUGAAAAGCCUGAAGCUCCCAAGGUGCCUGAGUUGCCAAAGAUGCCGGAAGUUCCGAAGCUUGAGGCUCCUAAGUUGCCGGAGAUUUCAAAGCCUGAGUUACCAAAGAUACCAGAGAUUCCAAAGCCUGAGUUACCUAAGAUGCCAGAGAUCCAAAAGCCUGAGGCUCCUAAGGUGCCAGAGAUUCAGAAGCCAGAGUUGCCAAAGCUCCCAGAGAUUCCAAAGCCUGAACUACCAAAGGUUCCAGAGAUCCCAAAGCCUGAGCUACCAAAGAUUCCAGAGAUUCCAAAGCCUGAGCUACCAAAGGUUCCAGAGAUCCCAAAACCUGAACUACCAAAGAUUCCAGAGAUCCCAAAGCCUGAACUACCAAAGUUUCCAGAGAUCCCAAAGCCUGAGCUACCAAAGGUUCUAGAGAAUCCGAAGCCUGAACUACCGAAGAUGCCUGAACUUCCCAAGAUGCCGGAAUUUCCAAAAGUUCCCGGAACUUCUUAAAAUCUUAUUGUUCCAGAAGAAGGCCAUGUCCAGCUACUACUACGUAGCCCCAUCCCACGAUCUUUAAAGUACCAUUUCACUCCUUCUAUAUUUGUCUGUUUGCAGAGAUGCAUACUUCUGUCGGUCAAUUCGUUAAUGGUUUGGUCUCAUAGUCAUAGUUGUUUUUGCUUUUUCGGGUGAAGGUUUAUACUAACACACUUAUACUCUUAUUAUGUUGUUAUAUUUGUAUUGUAUGUUUCCAUACAUAUUUUGUUGUAUUUGAUAUACUUUUUUAAUGGAAUAUCCUAAUUUUAAAGA